CAAAGAGUAUCACUAUCAACUAGCUCAGUUGUUGUCACGGUUUACUAGCUCAUCUCACGCUGUCACUUACGCUGUGCAAUCUAUUGUUUUUGUGAUCUCUCCAACUUGUGUUUGUAUACACAAAACCUCUCUAUUUCAAUCAACUUUUUUCUACUUUUUCCCACCAAACUUCAGAAUCUCUGGAAACUAAGGUACUUUCGUUCUUCCUUUAUCAACAUUAUAUUUUGCUGUAAUUUUGCACAAACCCCUUAAACUUAUCUUUUGUGUAGCUUUGAUUCUUUUUAUUUCAAAUUCUCAAUGGAUAAACCACCAUUUUGGUUAUUGAAAAUGUAAUUUGCUCCGACAAUGGUCUUUAAAAUAUCAAAAUUGCAAAUACAUUCACGAGUGUUGCUUUUAUUAGUCAUUUUAAUCCUCAAAUUUUUUCUUAGGUAGUCAAUUGAGUCCAUUAAAGUUACUACUAAAAGAUAUGUUAGAGAUGUAUCCAAGAGCGUUUAGAUGAGAUGUCGCGAGUCUCUUGUAGCUUAAUCAAUGUCCUGGAUUCGAUGACUGACUUUGACUUGCAGCGGUGAUACCCAGUUUACACCCAACAAAAAAAUAAUGUUAGAGAUGUACCCAAGAGCGUUUAGAUGAAAUGUUGUGAGUCUCUUCUAGUUUAACCAGUAUCCUGGGUUCAACCUCUGACUUUGAGACCCAGUUUACCCCGGAAAAAAAAAGAUAUGUUAAAGAUGUAUUUGCCAUUUCAAUACAUUUGAUAGUAACUAAGACAUUGAGCUCGAGUGGUUAAUGAGCUCUCCCUAGAACGAAUGGUUUGGGAGAACCCGAGUUCGAGUACUGGUGGGAACAAUUAUUGGUCAGAUUUUAUUCUGCUGGGAACUAGAUAGUUAAUAUCGGGAAAAAAAAAAAAGACUAAUUUGAUUGUAAAUUACACUUUCAGGACCAAAAUAAAUGUUUGCCCAAUUCUCAAUCAAGUGAAGGGUAUUAUUCUGUUUAGAUAAACGAAAUGAAAGGAAAAAACCAAUUAAAGGACUCAAUCAAAUAUGAUUCCCCUUUUUGUGUUUAAUUUAUCUCUUCACUUUGUUUCUUUUUUUCCCCUUUUUGUACCUCAGUGUGUGGCUAUGGAAAGGAAAAGAGACUCAAUCCCUUCAGCUAGGGCAAGAAAAAGAGGCAAAAGAGGGAAAGAAAAAGCUAAUGAGGUAGUAAGUCAAGAAAUUGGCUCUUGUUUUUCUGAUUUUCCAUUUCCAAUCACCACCCACAUUUUACUUCAACUUCCUAUCAAAUCUGUUCUCAUUUGUAAGCGUGUUUGUAGAACUUGGAACACAUUGAUUUCAGACCCAUAUUUUGCCGAAUUGCACUUUAAGUUGUCACGAAUUGGUUACAUGAUUCGGACAUGUGAUCCAAAACUAGUCUCAAGAACCAUGUGCCUUCUUGAAAAUGAGCUUCAUGAAUUUGACAAUGAAUGGGAUCGUAUUUUGAAGCUUGAACCUACGUUCAAACUUCCUCUUCGUGAUGCCAAAUUAGUUUUAGACAAACGAGAUGAGGCUAAUGGCAUGCUUGUUUGCAAACCAAAAGAUCAUAGAUUUGUUGUCGCUAAUUCCUGCAAUGGCUUGCUUUGCUUGUGUGAUCCAAUCAACAAAGAUCCUUUAAUUGUUUGCAACCCAAUUACAAGUGAGUUUAUAAGACUUCCUAAGGUCACUAGGACGCCGGAGAAAAGUCAGAGACCAAUAUGUUCUGGUAUUGGCUUCCAACCUAAAACUAAUGAAUAUAAGGUGAUAAGAAUGUGGAACAAUUAUGAUAACUAUGUGUUUCAAGGUAUAGCUGUUGAAAUUCAUAAGGUAGGAACAUCAACAUGGAGGAAUGUUAGAGUUGAUCGUAGUAUUUUUACAUGGAGGCUUGAACAUCCCACUUUUUUGAAUGGAUCACUUCAUUGGAUACUUUUUGACAGUCGGAGAUGGUCAAUAUUGCGUUUCAACUUUGAAACUGAGAAGUUGAAACUCUUCCCUUCUCCUUCCUUCACACAUAAUGGACUUCCGCUGCCUCACAAAGAGGGUGUCAGCAUGGGAGCAUUGGAGGACUCUCUUUACAUAUGUUAUGUAAAUUUAAUUAGUUAUGUCGAAGUGUGGGUCAUGAAGAAAUAUGGUUCUAAAAAAUCAUGGACUAAGGUUUUUAGCAAUCAUUCUUUUGGUGCACCUCAUAGGGAUAUUAGUUUAUGUUGGCCAGUAAUACACUUUGAAAAGGUUACUGCCUUACUGGAGUAUCAUUCUGAUGUAGGGUUUACCUACUGUAAACCUGAAAAGAAUCGGUUAAAAAGAUUCCUAGUUUGCGGAACUAAAGCAAAACUACUUGAAGUAAUUCCUCAUAUUCCAAGUCUUAUCUCACUUAAAGAUGUUGUGAAAGGAGAUAAUAUUGAAGUGUUGAACUUGAAUGUCCACUCGCGGUGUGCAAAGUUUAAAUUGCCAGAAGAAAAUGAAGUUCUCUACUUGGCUCAAGAUUUUUGAAUUGGCUUAUACUUCUCUUAAUUUGAUGGUGUAGAAUAUGGUGAAGUAUACGAUCUAAGAAGUAAUUGUCAUACUGUAUCACAAUUUUUGGUUUUGCUAGCUCUAGCUGUUUGUGACUUUUGUAUGAACAAAACAAUAUUAUCUUAGGCUUCAAAUUAAUUAAUGGUUUCAUGGGAAUGAUAUAUUACAUUAUUUGUCUAGGUUUAGAAAAAGAGGAUGAUUGUUGCUUAGCCUUUUUAUUCUACUCCUCAUAAGUUGAAAUGUGAUCUGAUAAGGACUGCAUCAAUUUUUUUAGCUUACAAAUAUGAAUCAUUAUUAGUUUAUACUUUCCAAGGUAGUGCAACUCAAUUUAUCUUGCCACUUUCUUUAUCA
Messenger RNA from Trifolium pratense (red clover), 2867 nucleotides. Its product is annotated as F-box/kelch-repeat protein At3g06240-like. The transcript has 2 exons. NCBI's taxonomy places the organism in Eukaryota, Viridiplantae, Streptophyta, Magnoliopsida, Fabales, Fabaceae. The record is from RefSeq and is a predicted model, not a curated record. Gene Ontology annotation, molecular function: protein binding. The coding region runs from base 1038 to 2495 and encodes 485 amino acids.